Patiria miniata (bat star) is the source of this 5771-nucleotide messenger RNA. RefSeq names its product NACHT domain- and WD repeat-containing protein 1-like. The record is from RefSeq and is a predicted model, not a curated record. Gene Ontology annotation, molecular function: protein binding. NCBI's taxonomy places the organism in Eukaryota, Metazoa, Echinodermata, Asteroidea, Valvatida, Asterinidae. The coding region runs from base 195 to 5009 and encodes 1604 amino acids. The transcript is spliced from 21 exons.
AUGCGGUGCACCUUUUCAUCGGCGUGAUGGGGCCGGGGAUCUGUUAUUCGGAAAUUGCCAUUCACUUCCUGGAAGUUUAAACAGGCUCUAAAGCUUCACUUGGUUUUGAAAACUGUGAAAGCUGUGAACUUCGACUGAAAAGAGGGAUGAAGGCCUAACUGAAUUCCACAAAGUGAAAGGCUCCCAUAGCAGUCAUGGCCAUGAGUCCUGAGGCCAUUAAGAAGGCCGUGCUGUCUGGAGAUCUGGACAUCAUCCCUCCUAUUCCAUCCAAGGUGGUCCGGAUUUUCGUCAGCUCUACUUUCGGAGACACCAUCGCUGAGCGGAACUCCUUACUGGACCGUGCCUACCCAACCCUUCACGAUUGGUGCGUCCUGCAUGAUCUUGAGUUCCAGGUCGUGGACAUGAGAUGGGGAGUCCGUGACGAAGCCAGUGCGUACCACAUGACCACGGCACUGUGUAUCCGUGAGAUCAAGAACUGCAUGAGGCUAUCCUUGGGACCAAACUUUAUGUUCAUUCUUGGCCAGCGAUAUGGCUGGAGACCCAGCCCCGCCAGCAUAGAUGCUAAAAAUUACCAGACUCUCCUCAAAUACACCAAAGAACAGGAAUCCACCCUGCUGGGUGAAUGGUAUCUCCUGGAUGAGAACUCACACCCGCCCAUGUAUGCCCUCCAGCCAAUCACCAAAGAGAAAACUGAUCAGUGGAAAGCAGCUGGGAAGGAACUGCCCAAUGUGCUGAGGCGGGCCGCUACACUGGCAGCCCAGGCGGGGGAGAUUGAGGAUGAAGUGCGGCAUACAUUUUUCAUGUCAGUCACUGAGCAAGAAUUGAGAGCAGCCCUAGACGUUCCGGUUCCAGACAACCACUGUGUGGGCUUCAUGAGAAAUCUGAAUAAUCUCUACGGUUCCACAUCCGAUGCCAAUGCGAGCCGCUACUGUGACGUGACCGCUGAUGGCAAGCUGGACGACGAAGCCAGAGAGCUCCUAGAGCAUCUCAAGACGACGGACAUCCCUGCUAAACUGAGCCCCAGCAACAUCCAUCACUACAGCAUCCAGUGGACCGAGGAGGGAGUCACUACCACCAACAGCGAUCACAAAAACUACGUCAAGCAGUUUACUAGGACCUUUGUGGAGGACGUCAAGAGGCUGGUGGUGAAGGCCAAAGAGCAGGAGUCGGCCAAGGGAAACUUGAGCGAAGACUGGCUCUUUAAGGAAGUCUCCCACCACGCCGAGUUCUGCCGCAGUAAGUGUAAGAACUUUUGUGGCUGUGAGGACACCUUGGAAAAGAUCUUUGGCGCAAUUGGGGAGGGCUCGCAAUCAUCGAUACACCACGUUGUGGCCCUUCAUGGCCCCUCAGGAAGCGGCAAGACAUCCAUAAUGGCCGUUGUUGCUAAUAAGGCACGUCAGCAUCUGGGCUCCUCUGCAGUGGUCAUCUUACGUUUCUUGGGAACAUCUUCCCACAGUUCCUCCAUCCUCCAGGUCCUCAGGAGCAUCUGCUUACAGAUUUGCAGCGUCUAUGGCCUCCCGCCACCUUCCCAUAGCAUCCUGGGAAACUUUCAGGAGACCUCUGCCUUCUUCACUGCCACUCUCAAAUCAGUGUCGGCCGGCAGCGGUAAACAGCGCCCUCUACUGAUCAUCCUGGACUCGCUGGAUCAGUUGGAGGGCCUUCACGGAGCUCACAAGUGCAAAUGGCUACCCAAGACCAAAAUGUCAAAUGUUCAUAUCGUCCUGUCGACACUCCCGGGCAUGCACAGGAUCUUGGAGAACCUGAAGUUGCUCUUUCCGGCUGACGCAUGUUUCUUGGCGGUGAACCCGCUACCGGAGAGCACGGGGGUCGAAAUCUUUGGCACCUGGAUGAAGGAAAUUCACCGGCGGAUCACUAAGGGUCAGGCGGAGAUUGUCAGACAAGCUUUCAGGCACUGCAGGCAGCCUUUAUUCCUGAAGCUUGCCUUUGAAGAGGCUCGCCGCUGGAGGUCGUACACCGCAGUCACCGAGGAAGCCCUGGCCACUACCAUCAGGGCAGCUAUCUGGAAGCUCUUUGCUCGUCUGGAAGUGGAGUUUGGCACCAAAGUGGUCUCGCACGCCCUUGGAUACAUCACUGCUGCAAGGAAUGGGCUGAGCCACUCAGAGCUGGAAGACAUCCUGUCCAUCGACGAUGAAGUCCUGGACGAGAUUUACCAGUACUGGUCCCCGCCCAGCGAGGAGUUUGUCCGCAUCCCGCCCCUGAUGUGGACCAGGCUCAAGUAUGAGCUGGAGGAAUAUCUGGUGGAACGUCAGACUGACGGCAAGACAGUCAUGGUUCUGUACCACAGACAGUUUACAGAAGCUGCCAGAGAUCGUUACCUGUGUGAUCCUGACGAGAAACAGAAGAGGCAUCAAGUCAUGGCUGAGUUCUUUGCUGGAACAUGGAGCGCAGGACAGAAAAAGACCUUGAAUCUUACCCAGAGGGAGGAGGUUUACAAGGCAGAUCGCCUUGUCGCCCCGCAGCCCCUGAAACGCCACAAAGCCUACAACUACCGUAAACUGAGUGAACUGCCAUACCACUUGCUCCAUGCUCACAACACGGACGACCUCGUCUCACUGACAUUUGGCAACUUCAGUUUCCUGGAGGCUAUCACCUUGGCCCUGUCUGCUCAGCACCUGAUUGAAGAGCUGAGCUGGGUCCUUGAGAAGGAGACUAUCCUGGGCAGGAAACUACACACGGAGCUGAAACUACUACAGGACACCAUCAGGCUUGCCAAAUCCACCCUGGACUUCCAGGACAACCGGCAAUCCCUGGCUGUUGAAAUCCUGGGCCGGCUCUCGCACCUGGCCAAGGACUACCCACAAUGCAUCGGGCGCAUCGUGGAGGGCGCCGGGGACCGUUGUAAUGAGAUGAGGGAGACUCUGCUGGUACCCCUGCGCAGCUGCUUCUACAUGCCUGGCGGGCCGCUCCGGACCACGCUCAUUGGACAUUCGGGUAUCAUCCUGAGCGUGGCUGUCAACUUGUCUUGCUCUAUGUUGGCCACCGCGUCUGCUGACGGCUCCGUCAGACUCUGGGAACUGGAACACGAUGAAGAUAUUUACGUUCUGAAAGGCCAGAAAGGAGGGACCAUGUCAUGCGUGGCCAUCUCAGCGGAUGACCAGUGGCUAGUUGCAGGGUCCGAUGAGAACUAUCUGCAGGUGUGGAGUGUCCUCAGUGGUGAUCCUGUACUGCUCAUAACGGAGAACCACUCAGGGUAUGCCCGGCACGCGAACGUGGCUGUGACACAUGACUCGACGAGGAUCAUUUCACCGUCGGAAAAUGAUCUGAUGGUUUACAACAUCAACACGGGGGACAAGUUACACACGUUCCGGGGCCACACCAAACUCAUCUCAUGCAUAUGCAUCAGCGAGGACGACAGGUACGCCGUGACCGGCUCGGACGAUGCCACGGUCAAAGUGUGGUCCCUGGUUGGCCAUUACAUGAUCUGUGACAUCACGAACCACAAGAAAUACAUCACCUACGUGGGUCUGACCUCCGACGUGCUGGUAGUGUCUGCGUCCAUAGAUGGGACAUUGGUUAUCACCAAGUUGCAUCCACCCGAUGACAAACUGCCUCCCAAAACUGUCCAUGUUCUGGAGUCUUGCAAUGAGAAGCCUAUCUACUCGGCUUGCUUGAGCCGGGACGAGACACGAGUCAUCGCUGGCACGGUCAGUAUCAUAUAUGUCUGGGACGUGGCAUCGGGUAAACUACUGCACUCACUUGGAGGUCAUGAUGGUGCCAUUGACUGUGUUGCCGUCACCCAUGACAACACCCAUCUGGUAUCCGGGGCCCGUGAUGACAUCAUGGCUGUCUGGAAGUUGACCUCAGGUCGCAAGGUCCAGACUCUGGAGGGUCAGCAGGCCAUCGUCUCUCACCUCGCCCUGGCUAAGCAGCUGGUGGUCUCUGCCUCCCUACACUCUCCUUACAUUAAGCUCUGGGACAUCUCCCCGAAAUACCUGGAGCAACGGAGGAUGAUGUUUGGUGAUAGGAGUGGCUUGGUUGCUGUGACGACAGAUCAAAGCUUUGUCAUCUUCAAAGGUAUUGAUCCCUUUGCCAAGACGUCCGUCCACAACAUCCAUGUCUGGGACGCGACAACAGGCAUGGACAAGUACACCUUGCAACACCACAGUGAGGAGGUCACAUGCCUGGCCGUCAGCCACAGCGACGAGUUUGCAUUCACAGGGAGCCAGGACGCAACGGUCGUGAUGUGGCGCAUCCGAACGGGGAAGAUUCACCACACGUUCACCGGGCACGAUGCGGGGAUACGGGAUGUAUACAUCCGGGCCGACGAUCGGUACAUGGCGUGUCUGACAUGUGAGGGCGGCCUCUACAUCUGGGACCUGAAACAGCUGAAGAAGGUCGCGACUUGUGACCCUUCAGCUGACUUGGGCGAAGUCACAUGUGUUGCCUUGACGUGCCGGCAUGAGAUCCUCCUAGGUACAUCAUCGGGAGUCGUUCUCGUCAGGCAGUGGUCGCCGGAUUCUGGGGAGACCAUGGAUCUCGGGUCAUUGACGGGUCAGAGUUCAGAGGUGGCAGGUUUGGCCCUGACGUGUGACGGAACGCUGUUGGCGUCGGCAUACGAUGUUCCUUACGUGAUUGUGUGGCACCUAAAGUCGAUGGAAAAACUGUACCAGUUUAAGACUGGUUCUGUCAAGUGCAUGUGUUUCACCGGAGACAACCAAUUCCUCGUGACUGGAGCUAGUGACAGGAAGCUCCUUCUGUGGAGCAUCGCUGAUGGAACCCUAGCCACCAACCUGUACACCUACUCCAACCUGACGGCGGUCCGAACCGUCCAAUCCUCACUCAUCGUCGCCUGCACCAAGAUCGGCCAGCUCAUGGCUUUCCAUAUUCACCUACCAGGGGAGGCCGGCCAGGCCCAGAGGGACAGAGAAAUGCGGGAGAAGAGACGGAGCCUAGUGUCAUUUACGAGUAAUGGAAGCAGUAUUGGCUCAAGCAGUACCAGCGGUGCCCUGAGCACCAACAAACUGUCCAAGUUCUGUAGCAUUCUGUGAGCACCUGGUGUCGUUUACGGGUAACGGAAGCAGUAUUGGCUCAAGCAGUACCAGUGGUGCCUUGAGCACCAACAAACUGUCCAAGUUCUGUAGCAUUCUGUGAGCACCUGGUGUCGUUUACGAGUAACGGAAGCAGUAUUGGCUCAAGCAGUACCAGUGGUGCCUUGAGCAUCAACAAACUGUCCAAGUUCUGUAGCAUUCUGUGAGCACCUGGUGUCGUUUACGGGUAACGGAAGCAGUAUUGGCUCAAGCAGUACCAGUGGUGCCUUGAGCAUCAACAAACUGUCCAAGUUCUGUAGCAUUCUGUGAGCACCUGGUGGCAUUUACGUGUAACGGAAGCAGUACUGGCUCAAGCAUUAUCAGAGAUGCCUUGAGUACCAAUGAACUGUCCAAGUUCUGUAGCAUUCUGUGAGAACCUGGUGGUGUUUACGUGUAACGGAAGCAGUAUUGGCUCAAGCAGUACCAGUGGUGCCUUGAGCAUCAACAAACUGUCCAAGUUCUGUAGCAUUCUGUGAGAACCUGGUGGCAUUUACGUGUAACGGAAGCAGUUCUGGCUCAAGCAUUAUCAGAGAUGCCUUGAGUACCAAUGAACUGUCCAAGUUCUGUAGAACACCUGAGAUGGCAUCAACUUAAAUCAAGUAGAAGCUUCUUGCAUUCAACUACACCUCUGAACCAGCCAAUCGUUCCAUCAAGGCUGCAACUAUGGCAGGAAAGGCUUUAGUCAGGUGGCUUAGAUCUAAUUUUCGUCAAGAUCGUGACCAA